Molecule: messenger RNA, 1598 nt
Organism: Olea europaea var. sylvestris
Lineage: Eukaryota; Viridiplantae; Streptophyta; Magnoliopsida; Lamiales; Oleaceae
Product: stomatin-like protein 2, mitochondrial
Exons: 10
Coding region: 111-1304 (397 amino acids)
Cellular component (GO): membrane
Source: RefSeq, a predicted model, not a curated record
CUAAAACCCUCUUCUCCCCUCCCAAAACCACAAUUUUUUCAUUCUACUUCAAUUAACGCCACUGGCAAAAAUAUUAUCCCCAAAUUUGGUGAAAAUUCACAACAAAGAAAAUGAAUAUCGUGAAAUCGAAUUCUCUGAACAAGCUUAGUAUCGUGAGAAGGCUUCUUUCUCAGUCGCCGAUUAGCUCCGCCUGCUUGCAACGUCAGCUUUCUGCCCCGUUCUCCACCUCCGGUCGCCACAUCCGCUAUCCUCACGAUCCUAGCACCCGUUAUGAGAUUACACCACCUCUGAAUUGGGGGAUCCGAAUAGUGCCUGAGAAGAAGGCAUUUAUAAUCGAGAGAUUUGGGAAGUAUGUGAAGACGUUAACACCUGGAAUCCAUCUUUUAGUUCCAUUGGUCGAUAGAAUUGCUUACGUGCAUUCACUGAAAGAAGAAGCUAUUCCUAUUCCUGAUCAAUCUGCUAUUACCAAGGACAAUGUCAGCAUUCAGAUUGAUGGUGUCCUCUAUGUGAAGAUUAUGGACCCAAAGUUGGCUUCAUAUGGAGUUGAGGAUCCGUUGUAUGCUGUUAUUCAGCUUGCUCAGACAACUAUGCGAAGUGAACUUGGAAAAAUCACUCUUGACAAGACUUUUGAGGAAAGGGACACUCUCAACGAGAAGAUAGUGAUUUCCAUCAACGAAGCUGCAAAAGACUGGGGCUUGAAAUGUCUUCGUUAUGAAAUAAGGGAUAUAUCUCCUCCAAGAGGAGUGAGGGCAGCAAUGGAAAUGCAAGCUGAAGCAGAACGCAAAAAGAGAGCUCAAGUCCUGGAAUCUGAAGGAGAAAGGCAGGCAAACAUCAAUAUUGCAGAUGGAAGGAAGAGUUCGGUGAUCCUUCAGUCAGAAGCUGCAAAAUUGGACCAAGUUAAUCGUGCUCAAGGAGAAGCAGAAGCAAUUCUUGCUAAAGCUCAAGCUACUGCAAAAGGAAUUACCUUGGUGUCACAAACCCUUAAAGAAAACGGGGGUGUGGAGGCAGCUAGUUUAAGAAUUGCUGAGCAAUAUCUUCAGGCUUUCAGUAUGAUUGCAAAGAAGGGCACAACUAUGUUGCUUCCUGCAAGUGCUUCCAAUCCUGCAAAUAUGAUGGCUCAAGCUCUCAGUAUAUACAAGAACUUAAUUGGCAACGGUUCUGGCAAUGGGAUUCCCGAUAUUCCUGGGGCUGAAUCAAUUGACAACACAAAGAACGACACUCCAUCUCGGGAAUCUGGUGACGACGAGAAGCAGACGGGCGUUGAAUCUGUUUUCUCACUGCAAAGCCCGAAGAAGGAUAAUUAGGUAAUUGCUACAUCUAGACAAGAUAUUCCUCCAAAGGAUAUAGAAUUUUUUUACUGCAGAGAUAGAAAUUCAAGUCAUGCUAGCCUAUUCUAUCUUGCGUUGAGUUCUGAAUGCAUUCUUAUUUUGGAAAGGUACAUUUACUUUUUGAAGUGGCACGUUCAAAUUUAGAAAAUUUUAAGAACGUCGUAACUAAUGGCAAAUGUGACAUUCUUUAUCUUGCUGGUUACGUGAAGCAACGUAGAUAAUGAUAGCUGCGAGUGUCCGUUCUUCUUAAGGUAACGGGAAUUAACGUUG